UAAGCUUGAAUGAGAGUCACACAAUAAGAUAAGGUUAAAUAUUCCAAUUCUCAACUCAUCACAAACACACUUGACAAUUAUUAUCUUCAGUUCAUUGUGACUUAGAUAUGGCAAAAUCUGGAAAUUUUGUAUCUCAAAGAAGCUUUAGUCCAAUAUUCAAUCCAUGCCAUACUGCUUCCAAGGCAAAAACCUUCAGAUUUCUCUCUCAUUUUCACACUUACAAUAAUUCUAAUGUUAGUAGUUACACUAUCACAGCUUCUACCAAAAGAAAAGGAAACUUGCAAUCUCCAUUGAUUAGGAAGAACCCCCGCCGUCUGAUUACAAUAUCGCCGUCUGAUGGAAAAUAUCACGGGGAAUGGACGUGUGAUUAUCAUGUAUCUUUGCGCGACCUACAUUUACAGGAUUUGAUUAAAGGUGAAGAUGAUCCAAGUAAGAAUGCACAAGUAUUCAUCAACCUCUCCAUCCAAAAGCAUGCUAGCUUUGGCUUAUCAGUAGAUGCAAGAAUCUCCACAUCCUUGCCUUCAAAAUGCAGCAACUGUUCUUCCCCAUAUUGCAGACAGCUUGACGCAAACUUUAACGCAUGGGUUCUCAGGGCUGCAAGUAGAGAUAAAUGUAAGACGCCGCUACCUGAAAUUGGAGGCGACCCUUACGUGAUAUAUACUAGACCCGGAUGCGAAGUUGAUCUUGAUUCUCUUGUACAAGAUGCCAUCAGGCUAACCUCAGCAGUACAAGACACUUGCUCGAAGUUGUGCGCCUCGGAGUUGCGUGCCUCUGAGGGUACUAUACUAUAUGAAACUCGGCAAAGUGAGGCAUCGUUUGAUAAAAGAUGGUCGAGACUAUUGGAACUAAAGAAAACGAUUUUAUGAUUCCUGACAUUAAAUGCGAAGUUUCGUGUAUAGAAUAAUCAUCAGAUUGCAUAUAGAUUGUAUGUAUAAUAAUAAUACAUUGAUGAACAUAUCCUGAUACUUACAGUUUGUAAUUGUAAUUGUCACCGAUCAUGCCAAAAAUGUUAAUAAUUCCAACUAUCAUCGAUACUGAGUACAAGCCGAGCUUUCAACGAACACGAUUCACAAGGAAGAAUCACUGAUCCGGGUAAAGCAUCAGCAUUGCGUACAGAUACGUUGCUUCCAUCUCUCAACAAGGAAUAUCCCAUUUUCUGCAACUUCGACAAAUCCACAGAGAAGUAGUCACCGCAUCGACAUUGAUAAAACAGUUCCAAUGUUUCGCCAGCAUCUUCAGCAACCUCGGAAGCGGAUAAAUCCUCCUGCCUUGAACUUUGAGACAAACGAGCCGUUGAAUCGCCUAGAAUUUCCCAUGCCUGGUGUACUCAAAUAUAUCAAUAUCUACAUGUCCCUUGUUACCCGAGAUCGGAUUUUAUUCAUCCUUGUAUGAUUUACUCAAAUAUAUCAAUAUCUACAUGUCCCUUGUUACCCGA
Messenger RNA from Vicia villosa (hairy vetch), 1435 nucleotides. Its product is annotated as large ribosomal RNA subunit accumulation protein YCED homolog 2, chloroplastic. NCBI's taxonomy places the organism in Eukaryota, Viridiplantae, Streptophyta, Magnoliopsida, Fabales, Fabaceae. The transcript has 7 exons. The coding region runs from base 108 to 866 and encodes 252 amino acids. The record is from RefSeq and is a predicted model, not a curated record.